UACCCCUUAUGGGUCGGUGUUUGGAUGCAUGGCAAACGAGUUUUUUUUGUUUUUUGUUUUUUCUUAAUUAAAUUUUCUAUUUGUAAAUGGUAUUCUGAUAUGUGGUGUUCAGUCUGUGUAUAAUCGUUGCAACAUAAUGGAAUAGUGAACUAUAUCUUCUGCUUGUGGCUUUUCUUGCAUCCAUCUGAAGGAUUUCAGAGUCGUGUGAAUGUUUGCUAGAAACAAACUAAGAGAAGGUAACUUAUGAAGCUCUUUCUAGGACUCAACUGAAAAGGAAGAUGAUGAAGGUGUGCUUGGUGAUUAUUAUAUAGUUGAAACUUGAAAGCACAUUAAAUGAUCUCAUAAUGGAGCCCCAGACACGUGAAAUAGAGGGUACCAAGGAUGAUGUCUCCAUCAAUCAGGCCAACAAAGACGAGUCCAGCUCUAGGAUGGAAGGUUUUAUCAAGGAUGAAUUUGAUUGUGUAUUAAAUGAGAAGGAACCACCUGAAGGGCUGGUUGAUGCUGGAGGAGGUUCAUUUGGAAAUGAAGAGAACCCUUUUCAUAUUGGGGAUGAACCUUUGACAGUCUUGAAACAAAAAGAGAAAAAACUUGUUGAUGAAGUAUCUGUAAGGACUUCAGAACUAGCGCAUCUUGAACGAGAGUUGGAGUUGAUGAAUGAAACAGCUGAAAUGGCAUUUAAUAACCAACAUUCGAUUGACUUCUACAUUGACCAGUUGAAUGAACAAGUACAAGCUAAAAGGAAUUACCUAUUGACUUUGGAAUCAGAGUGGGACACUGUAAGAAAACCCUUGGAGGAGAGAAAGAGAAGUCUCGAGGAGUCUCUUUAUUCAAACAAUCCAGAUGCACUAGAAAUGCUUCAAAAGUUGAGAGAAGCGCAGCAGGAAGAGCAGUUCAUUUUAUCUGAAAUUAUGAAGAGGGAGGAGGAACAUUUGAAACUUUCUGCAGAUAUUGAAAAGAAGCAGAAAGUAGCAUCCAGGAAAUCCUAUACUGACCGGAUAAAGGAGAUUACAAAAAAUAGUCGGAAACAAGACGCUGACAUUGAGCGGAUCUUAAAAGAUACAAGGGUGGUUCAACUGGAGAGUAAUUCAAUCCAGGAAAGCUUGCAUCGAACAUAUGCUGUCGCAGAUGAAAUUGUCUUUAGGGAAGCAAAGAAAGACCCAACAGGGCUGCAUGUUUAUAGGCUCCUGGUUAGCAUCCACAAAGGUUUUGAACAAAUAUCUGAGAAAAUUCUGGCAACUGAUAGAAUUAGAAGAGAAGUAGCUGAAUAUGAAACAAAACUGGCAGCCACGGCUUCCAGAAGCUUAGAUGUGAGCGAACUAAAAGCUAAUCUUGAUGCCAUUAUUAGAGAAAAAGAAUAGCCUGAAUAACAUUUGCAGUUAAGUUAAUUUCAGGAACUCAUUUGAAACUGGCAACCCCAACUUCCAGAAGCUUAGAUGUUAUCAAUCUAAGCUGAUCUUGAGAUUGGUAUUUGGGAAAAUGAAUACCUCGACAAACAGUUACAGGACAUGUGACAUUAUUUCAACAAGUCAUUGGGUACCACCAUUUCUAACAGUCAAUUACCAUUCUUCAUGUUUUUGUGUUGCAAAGUUCCAUAUAGGAACACAUUAUUUAUUUGUUUCUUAUUGUUUAAAUGAUUGAGGGGAGUAUUCAUACUUGUUUUGUCCAUCGUUU
Messenger RNA from Glycine soja, 1671 nucleotides. Its product is annotated as coiled-coil domain-containing protein 22 homolog. The record is from RefSeq and is a predicted model, not a curated record. Bases 345 to 1358 code for a protein of 337 amino acids. Gene Ontology annotation, biological process: positive regulation of ubiquitin-dependent protein catabolic process. NCBI's taxonomy places the organism in Eukaryota, Viridiplantae, Streptophyta, Magnoliopsida, Fabales, Fabaceae. The transcript is spliced from 6 exons. Gene Ontology annotation, molecular function: cullin family protein binding.